Molecule: messenger RNA, 831 nt
Organism: Aspergillus chevalieri
Lineage: Eukaryota; Fungi; Ascomycota; Eurotiomycetes; Eurotiales; Aspergillaceae
Product: ankyrin repeat domain-containing protein
Exons: 3
Coding region: 1-831 (276 amino acids)
Cellular component (GO): cytoplasm; nucleus
Molecular function (GO): protein binding
Source: RefSeq, a predicted model, not a curated record
AUGACCCAGCAUCGAAGUUUUUCCUUGACCAACAACCCAUUUCAACACCAAAGAGUGCAGGCAGUAUACAGCACUGAGAAAUUUCCGGUGUCUAAAACAGACAACCAACCAUUCCACUAUUUCAUAUACCUAUCUGAAGGACCACCAAAGGAGAAAGACAAAAUGCCUGUCACUCUCCCCUUCGAGGCUAUUGAUGACCUCAUCUACGACGCCCGCGCAGGGGACCUCGCCGCGCUCAAAGAGGACCUCGCAGCACUAAGCACCCAGCACGCAAGCCCUGAAGCUGCCAUCCUGUCCGCGGCCGUGGACUCAGAGCCCGAAGCUGAGGGCGGGUCGGGGAGCUGUGUGCUGCAUUUUCCGGCUGCGAAUGGGAAUAUUGAGAUUCUGAAAUAUUUGCUAGAGGCUUUAAAGACACAACCAGAACACUUGCAAAAACUGAUCAACCAUCGCAAUCACUCUGGAAACACGCCUCUGCAUUGGGCUGCGUUGAAUACGCAUCUGGACUGCGUCAAGGCGCUUGUGGAAGCUGGUGCUGAUGUCUCUGUGAAGAACGACGCUGGUCUUGAUGCAGUCUUCCUUGCUGAGCGGACGGCGUGGUCGACUGGCGAGGUGAAGGAGGAUGAAGAUGAAAAUGAGAAUGAGUCUGGGGAAGCGGAAGUGGAAGCCAGUGCUGGUGCUGAAGGGCAAUGUGAAGGAGAAGGAAAGGGACCGAUGUCCCAGGGAAGGGCUGUUGUGGAGUGGUUGUUGAGUUCGGAUAAGGGUGGUGAGUUGGAGAGCGGUGUUGGGGAGAGCUCGGGGUCUGGGGGUGGGCAGGAGGAUGAGAAGAAAUAA